Messenger RNA from Octodon degus (degu), 2075 nucleotides. It is a transcript of the gene Agtr1, whose product is annotated as angiotensin II receptor type 1. Bases 286 to 1365 code for a protein of 359 amino acids. Gene Ontology annotation, cellular component: membrane. Lineage: Eukaryota; Metazoa; Chordata; Mammalia; Rodentia; Octodontidae. Gene Ontology annotation, biological process: G protein-coupled receptor signaling pathway; regulation of vasoconstriction; immune response. Gene Ontology annotation, molecular function: angiotensin type II receptor activity. The record is from RefSeq and is a predicted model, not a curated record. The transcript is spliced from 3 exons.
GUAUGCGAUAGAUUGGUCUUAAAUGGCUGGGUUUUUAUUUCAAUGAGUUCUUGAAGCCAUCCCUGAAGCCAUCCCAGCAAGUGGCCAUCGGUUGUCACCGUCCAGAUUCUCAGCAUCCUAAGGAAGUCCACUUGCACCAAAGAGGGCCACCCAGUUAAAUACUACAAAAUCUGUGAGGCAUAGUCCACAAAAAAGCAUCCUCAAAUCAAGAAAGGAAAUUUAUACUGAGAAACAGUGAGGAUCAUUUGAGUACUGUCUGAGACUAAUACAACCCAGGAGACCAAAAUGAUCCUCAACUCUUCUACUGAAGAUGGUAUUAAAAGAAUCCAGGAUGACUGUCCUAAAGCUGGGAGGCACAAUUACAUAUUUGUCAUGAUCCCCACGUUAUACAGUAUCAUCUUUGUGGUAGGAAUAUUUGGAAACAGUUUGGUGGUGAUUGUCAUUUACUUUUAUAUGAAAUUAAAGACUGUGGCCAGUGUUUUUCUUUUGAAUUUAGCACUAGCUGAUAUAUGUUUUCUACUCACAUUGCCCCUGUGGGCUGUCUACACUGCUAUGGAAUACCGCUGGCCCUUUGGCAAUUACCUGUGUAAGAUCGCUUCAGCCAGUGUCAGUUUCAACCUGUAUGCCAGUGUGUUUCUCCUCACCUGUCUCAGUAUCGAUCGAUACCUGGCUAUUGUUCACCCGAUGAAGUCCCGCCUUCGACGCACGAUGCUUGUUGCCAAAGUGACCUGUGUCAUAAUUUGGCUGCUGGCUGGCCUGGCCAGUUUGCCAGCCAUCAUUCACAGAAAUGUAUUUUUCAUCGAGAAUACCAACAUCACAGUGUGUGCUUUCCAUUACGAGUCUCAAAAUUCAACCCUCCCCAUAGGCCUGGGCCUGACCAAAAAUAUACUGGGUUUCCUUUUUCCUUUUUUGAUCAUCCUUACAAGUUAUACCCUUAUUUGGAAGGCCCUGAAGAAGGCUUAUGAAAUUCAGAAGAACAAGCCAAGAAAUGAUGAUAUUUUUAAGAUAAUUAUGGCAAUUGUUCUGUUCUUUUUCUUUUCCUGGGUUCCCCACCAAAUAUUCACCUUUCUGGAUGUAUUGAUCCAGCUGGGCAUUAUACACGACUGUAAAAUUUCGGACAUUGUGGACACUGCCAUGCCCAUCACCAUUUGCAUAGCUUAUUUUAACAAUUGCCUUAACCCUCUUUUUUAUGGCUUUCUGGGGAAAAAAUUUAAAAAAUAUUUUCUCCAGCUCCUGAAGUACAUUCCUCCGAAGGCCAAAUCCCACUCAACCCUAUCAACAAAAAUGAGCACACUGUCUUACCGCCCCUCAGAUAACAUAAGCUCGUCGGCCAAGAAGCCAGUACAAUGUUUUGAGGUGGAGUGAUGCAUUCAAAACCUGUCUGCAAAGGAAUCUUAUGGAAGAAAGAGCCCAAGAAACAUUUCUCUCCAGUGCUUCACUAUCAAAGGAGCAAUAGUUGUGUUUCAGGAGUUAAGUGGACUGUAGCUACUUUUCUAAAGCUCUGAACAAAAGCUUUGAUUUCUCUUUGCAAGAACAACAGCAAAAGCAAAGACACAUUUUGCUUUGAAAAGCAAUGGCUGCCCAAGAAUGCCAGAAACUGGAUGACUUUAUGGACUUGGAAAACUUUACUGGCAGCGAUGGAAUCUUCUCAUUCUUUUCUUGUUCCGUUAUUCUUGAUUUCCACGUAAAGGUAUUUAGACUAUAUUAGACCUCCAGACAGACAACAGGAGAUCAGAGCUCAGGACUGAUCUGCCCAGUUUCCAGUAGGAAUAAAGCAUUUGUGUCUGGUGAGCUUUUACCAGCUGUGGCCCACUUGUAUCCACUUCUUCUCAUUUUGUACAGACUCACCAAGAAGGAGUCGCUAUGUUUCAGAACCUUUUGUGAAAUUCAACAUGUCUUCAAGGCUCAUACUGCCGAAAGGUUGCCUUAAGGUGGCUUACUUGAAGAAUGAUGUUACUAAUGUUACACAUAAGUGAACUAUUUACAAAGCUAUUACUCUGUCCCGGGUCUGUCUUUCUAGUCAUAUUUUUAUUUUGUAUCUCAGAAAUGUCUAUAGUCUCUGGUAAAAAGAUUAU